Molecule: messenger RNA, 923 nt
Organism: Hydra vulgaris (swiftwater hydra)
Lineage: Eukaryota; Metazoa; Cnidaria; Hydrozoa; Anthoathecata; Hydridae
Source: RefSeq, a predicted model, not a curated record
AAAAUAAAAAAAGGUAAUAUUAUUAUUUUUUUUAUCAUUAAAGUUAAUAUUAACAUACAUUAAGAUUGCUAAGGACAGGCGAAGCGAAAUGAACAUACAUGUGACAAUGCAUAUGACAAUCAUUGUGAUAAUUGUAAAAAAUAGUUACUUUAAAUGCUGAUGGAAACCAACACUUUUUAUGAUGCAAUGUAACGGCAAUUAUCUUGAGUAAACUAAAACAAAAAAAACUUUUAUGAUUCUAUUCGAAAACUCAAUACGCCUCAUUGGAAAAAAAACUUAUUAUUUAUUAUGACCAAGAUGCCGCGCGGGAACGAGAAAAAAUACCUUCAAUUCCUUGAGUUAUAUAAAAAAGCAUAUUCAACACUUGAAAAACAAAAGCAGUAUCAGCAAGCACAAGAGUUGUGGAAAAUAGUAAAAAACAAUGAAUCCUUGUAUGAAAAAAAAAAAUAAAUGAGUUAAAAGAGAAAGUAACAAAGUCGAAAGUAUCACUUAUGUCAUUCUGGGGAAAUACCAUUUCACCACCUAGCAAAAAGAAAAAAGAUAUCCAUCCAGCGCCGUCUUCGUCAAAUGAAACACGAAGUUUCCUAAAUGCAACUACGACAGAGCCUGCAAGGAUUGAAAUUAAUUUAACAGACAACAAAAAAGAAAGAGAAAAUCCGGCACAAGUUAGGAGUCGAAAGAAAAUCUCAGAUCUUGAAUCACAACGUGCAUCCUUGAUAGUCGUACGUGAUUCUGGUUUAUCUACCGUAACAAAGGAACAAAUAAACACUGUGAAAGAAACCAUAAGAAAAGAAAAAACAAAAUUGGACAGGUAAGAUAAUUUAGUUAUGUAUUUCUUUAUUUGAUAUUUCAUUUUAGAAUGCUUAACUGUCAGGUUUCUAGUAAAUAUCAAGAGAUAUAUGUUAAAUAAUACAGAGUUUAUU